Molecule: messenger RNA, 4743 nt
Organism: Naegleria fowleri
Lineage: Eukaryota; Heterolobosea; Eutetramitea; Acrasida; Naegleriidae
Exons: 4
Coding region: 1-4743 (1580 amino acids)
Source: RefSeq, a predicted model, not a curated record
AUGCAUCACAACGACGACUGGAAAAUCAUCCACAAGAAAAUUGAAAAAUUUAUUUGUAAAACUUUUGUGGAGGAGCCACUUGCUCCGAAUAAUAUGACAUCACUGAUAUCAGUGGAUCAUCAUGAAUUGAGAGAGUUCAUAGGUGGAGAGUGGAUAAAGUAUUAUCGAUUAGUGUUGGAUCCGAAUGAUACUAGUAGAACUUCUGGUUUAUUGUAUUUCAACUUGUUGCAGAGAUCCAUGAUGAAUGUUGUGAAUGGAAAAAGGCAAUCGUCAUCGAAAGAGGAAUAUUUAUUAAUGCAAGAAUUUUUGAUUGAAUUUUUACAAACAUGUGUGCAGUGUGAAUUUGAGAGAAGGAUAAAAUUUCUGGAAUCUAAAUUUGAUCCAUUCAAUGACUCUGAGAAUGAACAAUUGUGUAAUAAUAAUAAUAUAGAACAAGAGAGUAUUGAGAAAAUGACGGAUUUUUGCAUUGCAACUUUGGUUCAUGAUGCAUUUCAAUUUUCAAGUUUAAAUUUCAUGUUAGAUGAUUCUACCUACCUGUUAACCAUUUUUACUCAAGUAAUUUCUUUGCUUUCUUUACAUUCAAAUGAAUUGUUGCAUCCUGUCAAUUGUCAAAAUGCUCUUCAAAUGCUCUUUCGACUGAACCAAAUGUAUGGAAAUUCAGACAUAGAGUUCUACAUCUCUAAAGCACAACAAUAUUAUGAAAAAGAAGUAUUACCAGCGGAAAAUUUACAUUAUUACAAUUUAGAGAUUGACAAGAUAAAAACUGAAUGGAAUGAAAUGUGUGACAAAAAGACGAGCCAACAACGAAAACUGAAAUAUGUCAAAGAAUUAUUAUCAGGUACGCAACGAAAUGAUGUAGUUCAUGAUGCUCGUUUUGUUAAACUCUUUUCUACAUUCUUGAAAAGGUUCAGAACCCUCAAAAAACGGCAUCAAACUCGUAACACAGCAUCCAGAGAUCACGAACACAAAUUAUUACUCUUUUCGUAUUGUCACAUGAUCUCUGGAACGAGUGUACCUUGCGAGAUAGAUCAUUCUUCUCAUCCAGUCGAUACCAUUUCUAGUUCUGUCAUGGAUGAGAGAUUUAUCUCAACUCAUUCUCAACACAUCUCGCUCACUGAAUUUCUUGCACAAAAGAGACAAAACUCUCUGAAAGAACUUUCUAAUAUUGAACAAAUGGUGAAUCAAUCGUUUUUAGAAUUCAAGCAAAUUCAUCCCCAAAAUGCCUCGUCUUUGGAGCAAACAUUCCUUUCCUAUGCUAACGAACCUCUUCGAUACGAAAAGAUGCAUGAAAUUAUCACAAAGAAGCUUUCUACACAACUCCAUGAAGAUAUUAGGAAAAUGCAAACUGUUUUUGAUGGAAAUCCAAUGCUCAAGUAUAUUUUUGGAACUCCUUCAGAACAUCCCUUUAUGAAAACAGAAAAUUCCAUGCAUUCACUCACGCUUAAAAAGGAUACAAGCGGUGACAUGUAUUUAGUACUUGAUGAUUGUCAUGACGAAGGUGAAAGGGUCAAUAGUCAAAUGUUGACCUUUUCUAAAACGAAACAAGACGAUAUUUCAUCCUAUGACAUGCUAUUAAAUUGGAGAAAUGAACUUCUCAUGUCUCCUAUUAACGAGGAGACUGUGAACAAUAAUAUAGACAGUCAUGCCAUUGAAAAAGAGAUUCUUUCUGUAGAACACAUGAGUGACAUUGCACUGUUAUGCUCAUCCCUAACGCCAGAUCUUCUUCAUUGCCCAGUAUCAAUUAGAGAACAAGAUGGUGAACAAACAAAACACACAUUUUUGGAUUACUUUCAAGCAAUAUUCAAUUUACAAGCCAAAACAUUGAUGGAACAUUUCCAAAAAUUAUAUUCAGAAUAUUCGAACGGUUAUGUGAAAGAAUUUGGAUGGCCAAAAACAAAUCAAAUUUCACCCAUUGUUGUUGUCAUUCAGCAUCAUGACCAAGUGUACAACAUGUUGAGAUUGCGCAAAGAUUGUUCAGAAAGAUUGUCUGACAUGUUUGAGGUCAUUUCUGAUCAUCUCAACUCCUCUUCUCGUUGGUUCGAUGAUUAUGUAGAAGAAUAUAAGAGUUUAUGCAAAAUUGGUGAACAUGUUCGAAAAAACCAACAAAUUGCAACCAUCUCCUACAACUCUUUCAAUGUAUUAAGAUAUUUGAAUGAGAAAUACUAUGAACACAAAUCUACAAUAGAACUGACAAAUCCUUUGGAAAUGUUGACUUAUUUUGUGAAUAACAUAUGCUCGUCAAUGGGAGAAACAGAGAAAGAUCAAGUUUUAAAAUGCAUGUCAGAUGUAUUAGUUCAUUCUUCUGGAGAUUCUUCGCCAAAUCUAGAGAGUAUUGGCCAGAAGAUUGAACAUCUUAAUGAAUUUAUAAUGCAAAGUCUUAAUGCCACUAUUUCAAUAGCAAGGAAAAACUUUGAACACUCCAUGGGACUUUUGAUUAUGCUAACGAUUCUCUCAAAGUUUGGUUCUAAAUUUUUCACGAAUUUUAGCUUGACUCGACCGAUCAUCAUGCAAAAAGCUCAAUAUUUUGUGUUGAAGUUAGUAGAGAUGAUUAUUUCAGAGAUACAUGACCGCUUUUCACACACAGAUCUAUUUGAUCUGUUGAGAAAAAUUCAAAUUCUAUCGGUCUCCCAUUCAUGCCUCUUUGAUCUCAGAAAUGCCAUAUUCAUACAAUAUUGUCAUCAAACAAGUGACUAUUUGCAAGCAAUGAAAUUUGUGACUGAUCAUUUCAAGAUUGAGCCACUUUCUGAGAUGUUGAAAAAUUAUCCACAACUCUUUACUUGUUUUCUAGAGAUUGGACAGCAUUCAAAGAUAUUGGUAGAUCGAAAACUACGCCUAUUCAUGAAUUAUUACUUUCUUUUUCCUGAAUUUAAUCGAAGCUGUGUGAAUAGGAUUUUAACCACGAGCCAUUCACCACUAGAUCCUGAGAGAGAUAUUUUCAAUUGGUUAGAAAAGAGUAUUGAACAGUCAUUCUCAUUACCAACACAAAUUAGUAGCAUUGUAUUUCCGCUUAAUGUGAAUCCGAAUGAAACACUCGCUGAACGUGCCCUCCAAGAGUAUUAUACUCAAUUUGAGAAGCAAGUGAAAGAUGUCAUUGCUGUCAAUCAUGAAAUGAUUGAAUUGGAAUUGAUGAAUAAGAACAACAACAAUAUUGAGAAUCAAGAAUCAACCAUUCCAAUGAAAGACAUACAUUCUCAACACGUUCAUUUUGAUGAUAUUUUGGAGGAUUUAUCCAAUGUGUGCGAGGUAUUUAUUGUCCCAUCUUCAGAUUCAGAGUUUUUGACCAACCAUCCAGAAAUGAUCAGAAACAUGAUGCUUGAAUCUCUUCCUAUUAUACUCUUCGAUAUUUUGCAUCCGUUUCCUGAUUCGAUCAAUCAAUGGGCUUCUUUCAUCAUUCAACAAUUACUGAGCUACCUCAGAUCACCGGAAUGUACCAUAUAUUUAUCAAGAUUUUUUACAAAUGAAAUGGACACCAAGGUGACACCUUCCAUUCUUAGAAUGAUUUCACAUGAUGAUGAUUUACCACACGAGAAGGAAAAUUCUACUCCUCUGAAAAAUAGUGAAAUUUGCAUACUUUUAGCGACCUAUUGUUGUAGAUAUCUAUUCAAAACCAUACAAGAUAAGGCAUUGAAACUUUGUGAGAGGAUUUUUGAGAUGUGUCUUGUAGUGGAAGGUUCAUUAUUUUCUCAAUACAGAUUCUUUACAAAGUUUAAUGUCAAGAGUAGCACCAUUCAAAAUACCAUUAAGAAGAAUUGUGAAAGUAUUAAGGAAUCAUUAUUAUGGAAUAACAACGAUGACGAUAGGAAUGCAGCAAUUGACAUUUUAACUCUCAUGAAGGAACAACAUUUCAAAGAAGAAAGUCAAAUGUCACAAUUAUUGAAGCUAUUCUCUAUUGCUGAUGAAAAAGAUCUCUCUCAUUUAUUGAAUCGUGCGUUCCAUCAACUGAACAUUCACAUCAUUGAGGACCGAUUAUUGAACUAUCAUUUGAAUAUGUUUUCAAUGAAUGACAAUCUUGAUUUUCUAGAAAUGGAUCAAUCCAUACCUAUUGUGAAAACUCUCGAAAUGGUUGGAUUAGAACAUUCAAAAAAGAAUUUACUCUCAGCAAUUGCUUGGAAACAAAAUUCAUUCUUUGAAUUGGAUUUUGAAGAAUACGCAGAUAUCCUCCAAGAAGUGAUCCAAGUGGCUAGAAAUGAGAGUAUGACAAUGCUUGGUCAAACUGGAACGAAAACAAUCACUGAGAAAGUGACGGACCAAGGUGACAACCAUACACUCAUUCUUCUCUAUUUACAUCAAGUCGUGCUCAUAUUAGGAAAUUAUCCUUUUCACAAAUUAUUAACGAGCAAUUUAACAGAGGACAGAGUACAACAUGAUUCUACUCACAAUAAGGUGCCUUAUCUACAUCCCAUCAUGCAUUCAUCUGUUUUGUCAUCGAUUGCUUCAAACCCAUUGGUAGAAAUGGGUGUGAAAGAAUUGCAUUCACAUCACAAAUUACGACUUGGAAAAUUAUUUGAUGAUUUGGUGAGAAAGUGCCACCUCGCACGGUUUGAGGCGCAAACUCAAUUGAGGGAACAAAUGAAGAAGGAUUUAUUUGAAUCGAGCCAUGAAAUUAUAAAUGUGAAGAAUGAAGUGGAUCAAAUGAAUCGAUCCAUGUUGGAAAAAUUGUUGGCAUGUGCGACUUCCAUGAAGAGUAAAGAAAAAGUUCUCCAAGCAGAAGAGAUGUCACAUGAAAAAGUCAACGAUGAGUAA